AUGACCGAUUAUACAUUGAUUCAACAUAAAAUGAAAAUGGAUCCACCAGCCUAUGAAGACGAUUUUAAAAGGUAUUACAGUCACUUCAAGUCAAGUGUUACAACUAUGCUCGCACAAGCAGAGCUUGGGAUGAGUGUUCCAGACACUGCACUUGAUGAGACAUUGAGAUUAGUUGUUUUCUUAAAUAACAUCAGUGCAGAGUACAAGAAAUAUCUUGAAAAUUUUCCAAGAGAAUUAAUAGAAAUGAUUAAAAAAUGUAAAUUAAAUUCACAGUCAAAAGUUACUAUCACAAAAGCAUUAAUUGGAUUGAGAAGUAAAGGGUUUAUGUCACUUGAAGAAAUUUUGCCUACGUUAUUAGAAAUGUUAUGUAUUAAAGAUAAAAACGUUACAGCAAUAGUUUAUAGAUUUAUUAUAAAUGACAUUAAACAUACUUCUCAACAAAAAGGAGGAGCAAAGAGUAAACAAUCAACAAUGAGAUUAUUGGAGCAAAUAAUUGAUUCCAAUACUAAUAUAAAAGUUGUAAAGAAAGUAGUUGAAAUUUUAGGAGAAUUGUUUACAAGGAAAAUUUUAAAGGAGCCUCGUGUGAUUAAUAUUCUUGCAAAUGCUAUUUUCCACAAUGACGCUAAAGUUAAGGUUAAAGCAAUGGAAUUUUUCCUUCGUUUAGAUGAAAAACAAGCAGCAAUGGAUGAUGAAACAAAAGAAGAAUUAAAACAAGCAGAAGAAGAAUUGAGAUUAUUAAAGAAAAAAAUGGGAAUCAAAAAGAGAACAGGAAAAUUAAGAGCAAUGAAAAAAGAAGCUGAAGACACCGUUGACAAACUUAGAAAGACAGAAGUUAUUGCACAUCAAGCAAAUUGGGCAGCAAUUGAUAAUAUUUAUGACCCAAUAGCAUUUUGUGAUAAGUUAUUUAGAGAUAUUAAAGGAUCAAGAAAUAGAUUUGCAGUAAGAUUAAUGGAAUUAGAUUUAUUGUCACGUGUUAUUGCUCGUAGAGAAGUUAUUUGUCUUCCAUUUUAUUCAUUUAUUGUUAGAUAUUUAUAUGUACGACAUGAAAAUAUCACUCAAUUAUUAGCUUAUACUGCUCAAGCUAUUCACCCAUUAGUACCACCAGAUGCAGUAGAACCAAUUGUACGAACUAUUUUAAAUAAUUUUGUAUCGGAUAGAAGUAGAGUUGAAGCUCAGGCACUUGGUUUAAACACUGUAAGAACAAUUUGUGAGAGAUGUCCAUUAGUAAUGAAUCAGUCAAUGUUGAAAGAUUUAACAAUGUAUAAAAAGAGUCACAACAAAGCUGUUGUUAGUGCUGCUCGUUCUCUCAUUUCAUUGUACAGAGGAAUUAAUCCAGAGCUUUUAUCUAAAAAGGAUCGAGGAAGACCUGACCAACAACACAAAACCAUUUUACAAUAUGGUGAACAAAAAGUAUAUGAUGGCCCAAUUGGAGCUGAGUUACUUGAGAAAAAAGAAAGUAGUGAUGAUAAUAUGAGUGAAGAGGAAGAUGAUAAUGGUGUUCAAGAAGAAAUGAACAAUAAAGAAGAGGAUAUGAACAAAGAAGAAGAUAGUCCAAAUGAUGGUGAUGCUGAUGAAUGUAGUUCUGAUGAGGAAAUUGAUGAUAAUUUAGAACUUGGAUCAUCUUGGGAAGAAUGUAGUGAUAGUUCAGAUUCAGAUGAACAAGAAGAAGAAGGUAUGAGCGAAGAAGAAGACGAGAAAGAAGAUAAUGGUAAAGAAGAAGAUGAAGAAGAUGAAAUGAGUGAAGAAGAUGACAAUGUUCCACAAUAUGAUGGUGGACUUUUAACACAAGAACAGCUUGAAAAAAUCCGAAGAAAACAGAGAGAGGAUGAAGGAAUUUCUUCUUCAUCAGAAGAAGAGAUGGAAAGAGACACAACUUACGUACUACCAGAGUCUUUAGAGGCGUCAGUCAAAAAGAAGUUAAGUCGAGAUGAAAGGAUUAAAAUCUUGAAAGAGUCAAGAGCAGAAAAUGAGAAGUUCCACAGAAAUAGAACUGGAAGGACAUCCAAAGUUCUUGCAAGAAAUAAACCAUUCUUAAUGAAGAGUUUCUCUAAAAAGCAAAUGAAAAAAGAAGAAGAUAGAAUUACAGGAGGUAAGAAAAGAGUUCCAAGAAAACAGUUUAGUGGUAAAAUCAGAAAAAGAUUUGGUAAAAGUGGUUUGAAACAAAAGUCUAAUGGUGGGUCUCGUAAAAAAUAA
Messenger RNA from Entamoeba histolytica HM-1:IMSS, 2193 nucleotides. RefSeq lists its product as uncharacterized. Bases 1 to 2193 code for a protein of 730 amino acids. The record is from RefSeq and is a predicted model, not a curated record. NCBI's taxonomy places the organism in Eukaryota, Evosea, Mastigamoebida, Endamoebidae. Gene Ontology annotation, cellular component: nucleolus. Gene Ontology annotation, biological process: ribosomal large subunit biogenesis; ribosomal large subunit export from nucleus. The transcript has a single exon.